This is a messenger RNA of Petromyzon marinus (sea lamprey), 1265 nucleotides long. NCBI's taxonomy places the organism in Eukaryota, Metazoa, Chordata, Hyperoartia, Petromyzontiformes, Petromyzontidae. The record is from RefSeq and is a predicted model, not a curated record.
UUUUUCCCAGGGUGCACGACGGCCGCCGGCAUUCCGGUUUUUGGACUCGCGGUCACGUGGCGGUUGCCAGGGGUCACGGCCACGCUAUGGAGGCCGUGGUGCUGCUCGUGCGCCGAGCCGCGGUGCGUGCCGCGGCGCUGCUGUCCCGGCGGAGCGGCGCGGCGUGCACGGCGCUGGCGCUCCUCACGCUGCUCGCCUGCGCUGCCAAGGAGCUGGCACCGCUCCCCGAGUUCUACUUCGCCCACAAGCGAAACUUCGUCAACGUGUUCUUCGUGAAGCGUGCGUGGGGCUGGAUGCUGCUGCCGCUCGUGCCGCUGGUGGCCGUCACGGCCGGCGGCGUGGGGGGGGCCCCCCAAAGGGGGGGCCUCGGGCCCCACGCGGCUCGGCUCCUCGUGGCCACCGCCGUUUGGUUCGUGGCCACGGAAACCUUCGGGCACCUCGACCGGAUCACGGGGAGCUGCGACACCGGGCUCGCCACCGCCGCCACCACCGCCACCACCGCCGCCGCCGCCGCCGCCACCGCCGCCACCACCACCACCGCCGCCGCACCGCCGGCGCCGCUGGCGGCCGGCGACCGCCGUGAGUGCCAGCGUCUGGGCGGCAGCUGGAGCGGCGUGGACAUCUCUGGCCACGCGUUCCUCCUCACCUACUGCCUCCUGCUGGGCGUGGAGGAGCUGCGCGGGGCCUUAGCCUUCACGGAGCGGCAGCGCGCCCACGGCGAUGGCGGGGGUCGUCGUCGCGGCGACGGCGGGGGUCGUCGUCAGGACGACGGGAGUCGUUGUCAGGACGACGGGGGUCGUCGUCAGGACGACCGGGGUCGUCGUCAGGACGACGGCGGUCGUCGGGACGACGGCGGUCGUCAGGACGACGGGGGUCGUCAAGAUGAUGGGGGUCGUCGUCAGGACGACGGGGGUCGUUGUCAGGACGACGACGGUCGUCGGGACGACGGCGGUCGUCAGGACGACGGCGGUCGUCAGGACGACGGGGGUCGUCGUCAGGACGACGGGGGUCGUCGCCCGGCGGCGGGCGACGGCUGGCCGACCGUGGUGGUGGAGGCGCUGUGCUUGCCGGCGCUGCUGGCGCUGAUGGCGCUGUGGGCGGCGGCGCUGGCGGGCACCUGCCUCUACCACCACGAGGCGUGGCACAAGGUGGCCGGAGCCGCCGUGGCGUACGCGGCCUGGCACGCCACCUACCGGCGCUGGUACCGGGGCUCGGGGUGGGUGGCGCCGCCCGGAGGUGGGGAUGGGGCGCAGAGAGACUCGUAG